This is a messenger RNA of Oncorhynchus masou masou (cherry salmon), 1745 nucleotides long. Its product is annotated as interferon-induced protein 44-like. The transcript is spliced from 7 exons. The coding region runs from base 226 to 1599 and encodes 457 amino acids. The record is from RefSeq and is a predicted model, not a curated record. Gene Ontology annotation, biological process: immune response. NCBI's taxonomy places the organism in Eukaryota, Metazoa, Chordata, Actinopteri, Salmoniformes, Salmonidae.
UUGGGCUACAGUAAGUUUCGUUUUUGUGGAAUAUCUCAUCUCCGAUAGUCAGUUAUUCAGUUAUUUCCAUAUAUGUGGAUAUGGCCAUUCCACAGUGAGACCAUUAUUGAUAGCGGUGCGGACAUUUUUACAAAACAGACUACUAUUGGAAAUAGGCACACAUAUUUGAUUUGCAUAUAGCUCGUCGAUUUCGUAGCAGGCUAGUUAUCUCCGCUUGAUUUCCCCAUGGCCCAUGCAGCCGUAUCUGCACUGGAUUUGGGGGGAGAGAAACAGUUGUUACAGUUUUUUCCCGAACCUGUCCGACUUCACCUGCUCUACAAGGUGCCCAACCAUGGAUUUAAGAUGAGCGAUUUGAUUUCUAAAUUCGAUCAAGAGGGAAGAUUCAUCGUAAUCGUUUAUUUGGAAUCCGGCACGAUGAAGGGGGGAUAUAUGAGUAAACGACCUGGUUUUUAUUGCCAAGAGGACAGAGGGGCAUUUGUCUUCGAAAUAGACCAUCAAAAAGCAAACGUCUUUCCUGUCGUGAACCACCAUAAUUCAAUCAUUUUUAAUAGAGAAAAAAUAGGCUUUGGGGGUUGCCUAAACAUUUACAGCAAUAAGGACAAAACACUCUGUGUUGAUGUGGGGUUCGAUGAUACCUACACACCCACCGAUUGGAGUGACGAGUUUGAGGUGCCCUUCAUGGUUGUGGAGUUGCAUCGCAUUCAAAGUGUUGGAGAUGUGCUGCUGAACCCUUGGAGGGAGCUGUCGUGGACUGAGAAAGAGAGGGGGUCACUGAGGAAGAAUCUGGUCUCCUUCAAACCGGCCUGCCAGUCUCUGAACCAAGUCAGGGUUCUGCUGAUGGGUCCUCCUGGGUCAGGAAAAUCCAGCUUCAUCAACUCUGUCAGAUCUGUGAUGUUCGGAAGAGUCCUUCUCCUGCCUUUUAUUGGCACUGCAACAAAGGGCUUCAUCAAGAAGCUGAAGUCAUAUGACAUCCGGUCAGAGAGAGGAGGGAAGCCCACAGCUCUGACCCUGUGUGAUGUGUUGGCUCUGGGGGACGGUGAGACGACUGGCCUGACCCUCCCAGACGCACUGGCUGUCAUCAACGGGCACGCCCCCGAGGGACACAAGUUUCAAAGUGAAGCGCCCAUCAAAGCUGAGACUUCAGGUUACAGACCUGUUCCAUCGGUAAAUGACCAAAUCCAUUGUGCGGUGUUUGUUUUGAAUGCCUGCCAAGUCAUGACCACCAGUGAGGACCUUACAGAGACACUGAGGACACUUCAAGCUGAAAUCUCAGACCUAGACAUCCCCCAGGUGGUUCUGUUGACCCAUGUGGACCAGGUGUGUCAUGCCGUCCAAGAGGAUGUGAAGUUUGUCUACUCCAGCCGCAUCCUACAGGAGAAGAUGCAGAAGGCAGCAGAGGUGGUGGGUUUGCCAGUGUCCUAUGUGCUUCCAGUGAAGAACUAUUCCAGUGAGUUGUCUGUGAGCUGCAACACUGACAUCCUGCUGCUGAGUGCAGUUCAUCACAUUCUCCAAGCUGUGGACGACACAUUUGAGGAUUACUGCCCUUCAACCCCUGCAGAUAACAAACCGUCCAGUGACGGUUUACUGUUUGAUAAGUAACUGGGUAGAAAGGUGUUGUGCUGCAAUGCAUGUGUCAUAAGCAGUGUUGGGAGUAGUUACUUGAAAAAGUAAUAUUACAUGAAAGUAACGCAUUACUUGUUAUAUUACUUUGUGUUGCUUUCACGAAAAUAAAUCUCAAAACCUUA